AUGGAUUUUAAAAGACCCGUCAGAUUUCCAACGGAUUUGAAGUUCAUACUGAAAUGGAAUGAGGUUUUCUCUCAUCCAAAUGAUGAGUACAGUUACGGACAAAGGGCCUUCAUUGUUAACAACUGUUCUUACUACAACUGUUUUAUAACUAAUACUCAACAUUUUCUACUGGAUAUAAGACAUUUCGAUGCUAUAAUUUUUGACGUCGACAGUGAAUGGGAUAAACAUCCACAUUUUAGAUCACCGCACCAAACUUAUAUAUUUACAGCUCUAGACCAUGUGAAUAAUGGUGAAAUUUGUUUAACAUAUAACUAUGAUAACUACUUUAACCUGACUUGGACAUACAGGUUAGAUUCAGACAUUAUUAAAACACCUUUUCAAAUCCUUAACAAAUAUGGUUCCAUUAUAGGUCCUAAGAGUAACAUGGCUUGGAUUGAUCCCAUGAAACCUACAUCUGAAGAUGUAAAAAAAAUAAUAAAAAAUAAAAAAAAGGCAGUCGCCUGGUUUUUGACUGAUUGCCAUACAAAAAAUUCUAAAACAAUUGGAACGGUAGCUAGUUAUGUAGAGAAACUAUUAAAGAAACGGAAUCUUACUUUGGAUAUCUACGGCUGGUGUGGUAAUUUGAAGUGUCCUAAACAAAGAAUAGAAGAAUGUCUUGUCCUGCUAAAAAAAGAUUACUAUUUUUACUUUGCUUUUGAGAUGGCAUUGAAAGAAGAUUAUGUGACGGAAGAGAUUUUGCAGCCAUUGCAGAAUUAUGCUGUGCCCAUCGUGUACGGUGGCGCAAAUUAUUCCAGAUUUUUACCACCUGGGUCCUAUAUCGACGCUGUUAAAUUGUCUGGUGAUGAAGUUGUGUCAUUAAUAGAACAAGCAAUUAGAUCACCAGAAAUUUACCAAAAUUACUUCAGCUUUUGA
Messenger RNA from Danaus chrysippus (African queen), 912 nucleotides. The record is from the annotation of a GenBank genome assembly. NCBI's taxonomy places the organism in Eukaryota, Metazoa, Arthropoda, Insecta, Lepidoptera, Nymphalidae.